Molecule: messenger RNA, 2461 nt
Organism: Zootermopsis nevadensis
Lineage: Eukaryota; Metazoa; Arthropoda; Insecta; Blattodea; Termopsidae
Gene: ebi
Product: transducin beta like ebi
Biological process (GO): regulation of transcription by RNA polymerase II
Cellular component (GO): histone deacetylase complex
Molecular function (GO): protein binding; transcription corepressor activity
Source: RefSeq, a predicted model, not a curated record
UUUUCAGUAGUUGGUGUGUACGGUCAUUGUCACCGGUUAACCUUGGAUUGUGGUUGGAGAAUUACGGAGUUUAUUUUGCAUUUUAUCUUGGAGAAGACAAGUAUCUUCUCAGUUUUAAUAUUUCUGAUGUUUCACUAAACCAUUUUUAUGACGGUGACAAUGAGCUUUUCAAGCGACGAAGUCAAUUUCCUAGUUUACCGUUAUCUCCAAGAGUCAGGUUUCCAGCAUUCAGCCUACACAUUUGGCAUUGAAUCCCACAUUUCACAGUCCAACAUUAAUGGAGCUCUAGUACCACCAGCCGCUCUACUCAGCAUACUCCAGAAAGGAUUGCAGUACACUGAAGCAGAAAUAAGCAUAGGAGAAGAUGGAACAGAACAGCGUUUAGUAGAGAGUUUGUCAUUGAUUGAUGCAGUAAUGCCUGAUGUAGUUGCAAGUAGGCAAAACCAGCAGAAUCAACAAAAACAACAAAUUGUUAAGACUGAAAUGCAGGACACAAAUGGUGAAGAAGCAGUGACAUCAAAUGUUGCUGAGAGCAUGGAAGUGGAUGGGAGUAUUGAAAUACCACCAAGCAAAGCUACAGUAUUAAGAGGCCACGAAUCAGAAGUUUUCAUCUGUGCAUGGAAUCCAACUACCGACUUACUGGCUUCAGGGUCAGGUGACAGUACAGCACGAAUUUGGGACAUGAGUGAUAAUUCAGCAUCUCCAAAUCAGCUGGUAUUACGGCACUGUAUCCAGAAAGGAGGGACAGAAGUUCCAAGCAAUAAAGAUGUCACCUCGCUGGACUGGAAUUGUGAUGGGACUCUGUUGGCAACUGGUUCUUAUGACGGUUAUGCUCGCAUUUGGACGACAGACGGACGACUGGCCAGCACGCUUGGACAGCAUAAAGGACCAAUUUUUGCAUUAAAAUGGAACAAACGAGGCAACUACAUUCUAAGUGCUGGAGUUGACAAAACAACAAUAAUCUGGGAUGCUGCAUCAGGACAGUGCACUCAGCAGUUUUCAUUCCACUCGGCCCCUGCACUAGACGUCGACUGGCAGACCAACACGAGCUUUGCCUCCUGCAGUACUGACCAGUGCAUCCACGUCUGUAAAUUGAGUGUCGACAAACCCAUAAAAUCCUUCCAAGGCCACACGAAUGAGGUGAAUGCGAUAAAGUGGGAUCCACAAGGAAAUCUCCUAGCUUCAUGCUCAGAUGAUAUGACCUUGAAGAUCUGGUCCAUGAAGCAGGACACCUGUGUCCAUGACCUUCAAGCACAUAGCAAAGAAAUCUACACCAUCAAGUGGAGCCCAACGGGCCCAGGCACUCCCAACCCGAACAUGAAUCUAAUAUUGGCGAGUGCUUCGUUUGACUCCACUGUUCGACUGUGGGAUGUCGAUCAUGGCGCUUGUAUUCACACGCUCACCAAGCACACAGAGCCAGUAUACAGUGUGGCAUUCUCUCCUGAUGGCAAAUUUCUGGCGUCUGGUAGUUUUGAUAAAUGUGUCCACAUCUGGUCUACACAGAGUGGACAACUUGUCCAUAGCUACAAAGGGACAGGUGGUAUUUUUGAAGUCUGUUGGAAUUCCCGUGGUGACAAAGUUGGAGCAAGCGCGUCUGACGGAAGUGUGUUUGUGUUGGAUCUUCGUAAACUCUGAAGAUCUGAUGUACAACUGAGAAACGGUGCCUGAAACAUCAUAACUUUUACCACUUAUAGGACAGUGGUAACAAUGAGUGCCACCUUCUUCAACAUUCAUGUUGCCCAUAUAGUCCCUUUAUAGAUUUAAUUUGGUUCUCAGAACAAACAGCAAAACUAUUAAGUUGGGCUUGCCCUUCAAAGGGCUAGUGUUACACAAGUUAGUUUUCGCUGUCGAUGAUAAAUGUGUAUGAAAAGAAAAACAGAUCAGAGACCUACAGGAAAAUAUAUAAACACAAGAUAAAAGUAAUAGAUUUUGUGUGAACCUAUAAGGUUCAGUAAUCUGAACAUGAUGGGAUCAAGGACUUGACUUGUGAUCAUGGAGGUGCAAUUCUGAAGUGCCCACAAGCACAGUGCAUCAUUGAACAGAAACAAGAAUAGAAUAUGCAGAACACCUGUCAUGUCCGAGUCCAUCACAACUCAGUGGCUGAAUCGUACAUAUGGCUUGCCCUCGACAUGAAACACUACUUGUAGCACCACCCUUCUGCCUUGCCGUAGUAUGUUAAGAUUUGCUGGAAAAUAUAGUUUGAAUCUCCCUUUGUUAAUGAACAUCUCCCGAGGUGAGCGAGGGAAGGUUCAAGAUGAAGCAGAUAUUUUUCUGUUCAGAGGUGAACCCCAGUACCCUUUGUCGACAGUAGGCCACGCAUUUGUCAAGCAUGUAGGGAUCAAGUGAACAACCCCUGUCCAUUCACCUGAUAAAACUAUAUCCUCAUUUUGUAACAGUGGGUAGAUAACUUUUCUCAUCUUUAUUGUAAUAAAGACAAUAAAAAUGUGAUUACAUUUAAUAA